AUGCAGGAGCCAAUAGGCCAUUGCCGUGCUAAAGAGAGCACGGUUUUCGCGUGCCAUGGCUUCCUGGCUUGCAACUUGGGCUUCGAGGCGCCGGUCGUGACGGAAGCCGCCAGGAAAAGCUGCUUUCAGACUUUGCUGCGCCUUUCGUCGCUGCCCAGACCCGACCGAAGGACCCGGACCCUUUGUCGCCUGUGCAGUCUCCUGCCGGGGCCGG
Molecule: messenger RNA, 214 nt
Organism: Symbiodinium sp. CCMP2456
Lineage: Eukaryota; Dinophyceae; Suessiales; Symbiodiniaceae
Source: the annotation of a GenBank genome assembly